CAGAGAUGGGAACAAUCAAAUGUACCCAAUUGCCUGGGCUGUGGUAGAGAUUGAGAAUAACUCGUCAUGGAGCUGGUUUUUGAAUCUUUUGAAGACUGACUUGGAGAUUGAGGACAGCACUCAAUGGACUUUAAUGAGUGAUCAACAGAAGGGGUUAUCUACUGUAAUUCAGGAACUAUUCCCUGGUGUUGAGCACAGAAAUUGUGCUAGGCAUGUCCAUGCCAAUUGGAGUAAGACUCACAGAGGGAUGGUUCUAAAGGGACUGUUUUGGCAGAUUGCAAAGACCCCUAAUCAAGCACUACUUACAGAUAAGGUAAAAGCUUUACAGAAGGUAGAUGCUGCAGCUCUUCAUGAUCUCAAUAAGUAUCCUAUGAAAUUUUGGUGCAAAGCUUUUUUCAAAGAGGAAGUGCGAUGUGACAUGACAGACAAUAAUUUGAGUGAAGCAUUCAAUAAGACAUUGUUGGAUGCAAGGAGUAAGAAUAUCAUUCCAAUGCUAGAGGACAUAAGAGUUGCAAUGAUGAAGAGGGUUGCAAAGAAGAAAGCACUUGGUGAAAGAUGGAAUGGGAAUUAUGGCACUAUUAUUAUGAAGAAGUUGAAUGAAAACAUUAUUGGGAGUAAAGAUUGGGAGGUGGUUUUCAAUGGAGUUGAUGGAUAUGAGGUGAAAAAGGGAAGGUUUCAAUUCAAGGUCAAUUUAGAUUUGAGGACUUGUUCUUGUAGAAUGUGGCAAUUAACUGGUUUGCCAUGUCCUCAUUCCAUUUGUGCAAUAUUUCACAAGGGGGAUCAGCCAGAUCAGUACAUACAUAUAUGUUACAGUAAAGAGAUGUACAUGAAGACCUAUGAGCAUGUACUACAGCCCAUAAAUGGAGAACAAUUUUGGCCAAGGGCUGAAGGUGGUGAGUUACAUGCUCCAGUUCCAAGGAAGAUGACCGGCAGACCCAAGAAAAAAAGAAAGCUUGAACAUGAUGAAAAGAACAAGGAUAAAAACAAAAUAAGUGAAGAGGUUAGAAAGUUGUCAAGGAAGGGAAGGGUAAUGACCUGUCAGCUAUGCAAGGGGAAGGGGCACAACAAAAGAUAUUGUCCUACCCAACAAGGACAAGCUGGUGAUUGACUGUUUUGGCAGUGACU
Ipomoea nil (Japanese morning glory) is the source of this 1125-nucleotide messenger RNA. RefSeq lists its product as uncharacterized. The transcript has 2 exons. The record is from RefSeq and is a predicted model, not a curated record. NCBI's taxonomy places the organism in Eukaryota, Viridiplantae, Streptophyta, Magnoliopsida, Solanales, Convolvulaceae. Gene Ontology annotation, molecular function: zinc ion binding. Bases 20 to 1108 code for a protein of 362 amino acids.